Molecule: messenger RNA, 1643 nt
Organism: Coccidioides immitis RS
Lineage: Eukaryota; Fungi; Ascomycota; Eurotiomycetes; Onygenales; Onygenaceae
Exons: 6
Coding region: 77-1159 (360 amino acids)
Source: RefSeq, a predicted model, not a curated record
AAGGGAGCCAGGCUUCUAUCGUGGGGACGACCCCGUGACUGGGCCCGAGAUUAUGUAGCGACGAUCGGUGGGCGUGAUGUUGCGCAGGUUUCGCGAUCAUUCUCGCGAUUUGAAGAGAACUUGGAAAAAGAGAUUGAUAUUCAGCAAAGAGAGUGUCGGCUUGCAAGACAUCCCUAAUCCGUGUCAACAUGAUAGUACGUUUAUCGGCCCGGCCCCGACACGUUCGACAAAGCCUGUGAAAGACCGUUCGGCAGAUCCCUUGGGAAUCACUGUACUCUACGAGCCUCAGGCGCAACACACCGCCGAUAUCAUAUUUGUCCACGGGCUCGGGGGCUCAAGCCUUCAGACGUGGUCAAAGGAUGGUGACCCAAAACUUAGAUGGCCUCAGCAAUGGCUGCCGCUAGAGCCAGAGACUUGCAAGGCCAGGAUUUUGACGUUUGGGUAUAAUGCUCCUUCGCAGCGGGGGCGGGAUGGCUCUGCAGCCGACAUUUUGGAUUUCGCAAGGUCCCUACUAUUAGAAAUGAAAUAUGGGAAGGAUGAUCAGUCUAGGGAACUUGGAUUAGGAAAGAAGCCAAUUAUAUUUGUCAACCACUCGCUCGGUGGACUUGUGUUCAAGCGGGCAUAUGUUCAAGGAAUCCGCGAUGAUGGCUUUCGCUCCAUUGUGAAAAAUAUUCACGCCGUUCUUUUUCUGUCAACGCCCCAUCACGGGGCCAAGCCUGCAAGGAUUUUGAAUUGGAUUUCCUCCAUUUCAAUAUUUAGUCAUUCAUCGAAGCGCUACAUUACAGAACUAGAGGCGAACUCGCGGAUCAUCCCCGAGAUAAACGAAAGUUUUCGAUCUUUCAUUCAUAAUUUAGAUAUAUUCUCCUUUUAUGAACUAGAGCCGACCCCUAUCACUCGGUUUAUAUCGGUGACAAUAGUGGGCAAAGAAUCGGCAAAAAUUGGGUGCCCUGGAGAAGUUCGAGUUCCUCUCGAUGCAAAUCAUCAUACAGUCUGCAAGUUCUCGAGCCCUCGAGAAUCUACCUACAAGAAACUUAAUGGAUUGUUGCAGCACCUAGUAUUCUCGUAUCAAUUUGCGGGCGCUGAUAUUGCAGAUUCGAGAGUGCACAAUGUGAAAAUAGGAGCAGAUAUGCCGGUUAUAGAGCCACGCUUGGAACAUUAGAUGCACCGGAGCAUGAUCAUCUUACUUUAAAGACAAAAUGGGCUCUAGGAACUGGAGAACCCGCUGUGACAAGUCAAGAAGUGCGGCCUUGGCGGAGUAGUAGGAAUCCAGGGAUUCUCUGGAUACCCGCUCGCCCUAGAGCCGGUAAAUCCGUUCUAGUGGCACAGCUUUUAUGCCGACUCCAGAUGGACCAGUGCAAUUACAGCUGCUGCGUCUUAAAUUACAUCAAUGUCAAUAAAACGUCACUCGGCGGUCUUCUUAGACCGCUUGCUUUUCAGUCAUCUCACAGGGCUUUUGAAUUCGGGUAUUUUUUAUGGUAUCUGCCGCAGGGCGGUUUAAAUUACCAUCACACCCAGGCCUUGGGAAAUCUGGCAAAAAAGCUUUUGUGUCAGGUCUCUUAAGAUCUCAUUCGCAGAACUUAUUGAUUGGAUUAUCGACGCUUUCAAAGUAUCAAAUUCAAUAAGUGAUACCGAUUUGCUCUCAA